UGGGGAGAGAAAAGCCGGUGACCCCCCGAGCAGCUGAGUUCGCCUGAAGGGAAUUGGAGCAUAGAGCCCGGGAGUCCUGACCCCGCUGCCUUGCCUCCUGCAGGUCUGUAGGACGGUCCCGCGGGUGGUACUACGUGGAGACGAAGUGCCCAGAGUGGUUCCUUCCAGGUGUCUUCUUCCUGCCCCCACCAAAGCCUGAGCCUCACCUACGCCCACAGCUGCCCUGCAAGUUCAUCAUGCUGACGGAAGACAUGAAGUUCUGGCAUGGCUUAGUGAUCGCAGUGGUGUCCCUCAUUCUACAGACCUGCCUCUUCGCUGCCAUCAACUACCUGCUCAGCAGGCACAUGGCCAGCCAGAGUGAACGGAUCCUGAAAGGGGCCAGGCUCCAGGCCCCCUCGCCCAGCCCUGCGCAGCGUCAGCCUUGUGCUGCCACGGAGGAGACGCGAAGCGCUCCUGUGUCUGCGCCCCGUCACAGGCAUGACAGUGACACGUCCUCAGAUAACUCCAACAGCGCGGACGUCUCCGGCAGCUUGCCUCCCACCUGCCAGGCCACCAAGGACGUGAAUUACACACACGUGGUCUUUUCAGCCCCUGGAGGACUAAAAACUGAACCUGCCCUGCACUAUGAGAACAUAAAGGAAACCACAGACUAUGUCAAUGUCAAUCCAAAAAGCCACAGGCCCAAUUUCUGGACUUUUGUGAACCCUGCUAACUCUGAGUCGGUAGAAUACACUCAGGUGGCCAUGUGAAUUCUAGGGUUUUAAUGGGGUGCAGUUCUCUACAAAUUCUUGCACUUAUUUUGGAAGGGAAUGGCUUUUUGUUUUGUUUUGUUUUGUUUUGUUUUUUAAACAAGGCAUAGGAGAAUAAGUAGGCCUGUAUCUCAUUCAACAAGAAAGAUUCAGGUCAGCUGUCAAGUAGAACUUCCAGGAUGAGUAUGAAUGAGUGGAGAUGUCAGUAGAGAAAGCGGUAAUGUCUUUCUCCACAGAAAAUUGUGGAAAAAAAAAAUGUUUGAUCAGCUGUAGCAGAGUUCUGUUUGGUAACCUUACCGUUAAAAUGACUCUCCGGGCUUUUUAAUUUUUUGGCAAUAAACAACUUCCUUAAAAAUUUUAAAUGAAACGACAACUACCAAUUCCCCUUUUCCUUGUGCCUAACCCUGCACGCUGCCCCUUUUCAGAGCUACGUCUAGCUGAGCAAUCCCGCUCUGCCCUCAGCACUUUCAAUAGGCCACUUAGAAAGCCCGCCAUCAUCCAACCUUCGAAUUCCCUGUUUUUUAGGGAACAAAAGAUGACAGACAGAGUUCUGGGUAAACGCCAACUAGCAUCACAAUCUGGGAUUCCAGAGAAAAAUCUCCCCAAAUUCAAUCCAAUGGAAUGUAAUAUUCUUUUCUGGAUUGUUCUUUGUUUGUGUAAAGCCAAUUAGGAAUACAAGGGCACUUUCUUAGCUUGAUUAAGAAUAGCUUGUCUCAGGGGCGCCUCGGAGGCACAGAUGGUUAAGCAUCAGACUCUUCAUCUUGGCUCAGGGCAUGAUCUCACGGUUCGUGAGUUCGAGUCCCACA
Herpailurus yagouaroundi (jaguarundi) is the source of this 1555-nucleotide messenger RNA. It is a transcript of the gene RHEX, whose product is annotated as regulator of hemoglobinization and erythroid cell expansion. The record is from RefSeq and is a predicted model, not a curated record. NCBI's taxonomy places the organism in Eukaryota, Metazoa, Chordata, Mammalia, Carnivora, Felidae. Gene Ontology annotation, cellular component: plasma membrane. Bases 237 to 749 code for a protein of 170 amino acids. The transcript has 5 exons.